GGAGCUGGACGCAAGACGAGAUCGCACGCUGCGCAUUCACAAUGGCGACCAGUUUAGGCGUUACCCUACUCUUCUUUUCAGCGCUGCCACUGCUCGGCAGAUGCGAGCUGAAGCUAAACCCGGGCUGCAAGGUGGAGACGCUGAGGGCUUGCGGUGACGACUUCAUACCUUACAAGAAAGGGCCACACCUCCACGAGUCCGGACAAGAGUUUGACGAAGGAUGCAAAAAGGACAAGACGCAGCUUCCUUGCACUAUCAAGUUCAUCAACGAUUGCACGGAAGGACUGUCGAAAGCCGCGGCACUGGUGGCAGUAAAGGCUCUGGAAGAGAACGUCGAGGCUGCCUGCGCCGUGGGCUCAGAUGCGUACAACAGAUACCAGAAAGCCAUCAAGUGCAUGAAUUCUCAAGGCGAGAAACUCCAUAAGUGCAUCUCGAACUUCCAAGGUGUUUUGGAACGUGCAGUGGUGAAGGCACCUUCGAAGGAAGUGAUUCAUUACACCUGCUGCUCCUAUUCUCAAACGGUGGACUGCCUGACUGAUGCACUGGCACCAUGCAAGAGCGUCGGCGCCCAGGAUUAUAUAGUCGGAAUCGUCGAGCAGAUGUUUGGUGAGACGCUCAACCUGGUCUGCGGUAAAUACAAGAAAGGCUCAGCUGAAUGCAAGUCCCUACCACAGCUUCCACGUCUUGGCGCCAACGACCGAAGGCUGGACAACAUCGUCGAAAUCCUCUUGGAAACCGCCAACACACUGGGGCGGAAAAACUAGAUUAUCGUCGUUAUGUAAAUAGAUUUGUUUAGCUCACGCGAAAGCAAGUGCGGAAGUGCAACUAGUCGUAAAGGUCACGUGCAUUUCUGUGACUUUUACAUACCAUUGUUUUUUUUCUAGACCUUAACUUGACGAAAAAGGCAUAUUUGGUAUUUCAUCCACAGGCACAUUUGGCAAUCAUCCCAGCAUUGUGUUCACAUUUUGUUUCGUACACAUCAUUUUAGCGCACGUUACAUAGAACAGAGCAAAAUUCUCCUGUAUCUUCUUGUUUACACAAACAAUCCGCGUGUACUCAUCUAAGUACCUUAAACGGCAUGGUAAUCAGUACCUACCGAACAAAAAUAAAAUAUUCUGGAUGCACAGGUGAAGAAA
Rhipicephalus microplus (southern cattle tick) is the source of this 1136-nucleotide messenger RNA. RefSeq lists its product as uncharacterized. The record is from RefSeq and is a predicted model, not a curated record. NCBI's taxonomy places the organism in Eukaryota, Metazoa, Arthropoda, Arachnida, Ixodida, Ixodidae.